Suncus etruscus (white-toothed pygmy shrew) is the source of this 1979-nucleotide messenger RNA. It is a transcript of the gene CCDC47, whose product is annotated as coiled-coil domain containing 47. Bases 181 to 1632 code for a protein of 483 amino acids. The record is from RefSeq and is a predicted model, not a curated record. The transcript has 13 exons. Gene Ontology annotation, biological process: endoplasmic reticulum calcium ion homeostasis. Gene Ontology annotation, cellular component: endoplasmic reticulum. Gene Ontology annotation, molecular function: calcium ion binding. NCBI's taxonomy places the organism in Eukaryota, Metazoa, Chordata, Mammalia, Eulipotyphla, Soricidae.
UCGACGUAAAGGAAGGCGGCGGCGAGGAGCGGCGCGGCGUGACCGAGUCCUAUAAGUGGUCGGCUUGGACCUACCCUAGAGGCCACCGGCGCGGGGAAGCCGAGGCGAUCGUGCAGGCAGGACCGAGCUGAUGGUCGUGCAAGAGAGCUGGGCUGGAUCCAGUCUCGGGGACAGGGUACAAUGAAAGCCUUUCAUGCUUUCUGUGUUGUACUUUUGGUGUUGGCAAGAAUCUCUGAAGCCAAGUUUGAUGAUUUUGAGGAUGAGGAAGACAUAGUAGAGUACGAUGAUAAUGACUUUGCUGAAUUUGAGGAUGUCACAGAAGAUUCUGUUACGGAAUCUCCUCAGCGGGUAAUCACCACAGAAGAUGAUGAAGAUGAGACCACUGUGGAGUUAGAAGGGCAAGAUGAAAACCAAGAAGGGGAUUUUGAAGAUGCAGAUAUCCAGGAGGGGGAUAGCGAGAGUGAGCCGUAUGAUGAUGAAGAAUUUGAAGGGUAUGAAGACAAACCAGAUAUUUCUUCUAGCAAAAACAAAGACCCUAUCACAAUUGUUGAUGUGCCUGCACACCUCCAGAACAGUUGGGAAAGUUAUUACUUAGAAAUUUUGAUGGUAACCGGACUUCUUGCCUACAUCAUGAAUUAUAUCAUUGGGAAGAAUAAAAAUAGUCGCCUUGCCCAGGCUUGGUUUAACACACACAGAGAGCUUUUGGAGAGCAACUUUACCUUAGUAGGGGAUGAUGGAACUAACAAAGAAGCCAUAAGCACAGGAAAGCUGAACCAGGAGAAUGAGCACAUAUAUAACCUUUGGUGUUCCGGGCGUGUGUGCUGUGAGGGAAUGCUUAUCCAGCUGAGGUUCCUCAAGAGACAGGACUUACUGAAUGUCCUGGCCAGGAUGAUGAGACCCGUCAGUGAUCAAGUGCAAAUAAAAGUAACCAUGAAUGAUGAAGACAUGGAUACCUAUGUGUUUGCUGUUGGUACUCGAAAAGCUUUGGUGCGGCUACAGAAAGAGAUGCAAGAUAUGAGCGAGUUUUGCAGUGACAAACCUAAGUCUGGAGCCAAGUAUGGACUGCCAGACUCCCUGGCCAUCCUGUCGGAGAUGGGAGAAGUGACCGAGGGAAUGAUGGACACAAAGAUGGUUCACUUCCUAACACACUAUGCUGACAGGAUUGAAUCUGUUCACUUUUCAGAUCAGUUCUCUGGUCCAAAAAUUAUGCAAGAGGAAGGCCAGCCUUUAAAGCUACCUGAAACUAAGAGAACACUACUGUUUACAUUUAAUGUUCCUGGCUCAGGAAACACUUACCCAAAGGAUAUGGAGGCUUUGCUGCCCCUGAUGAACAUGGUCAUCUAUUCCAUUGAUAAAGCCAAAAAGUUCCGGCUCAACAGAGACGGCAAACAAAAAGCCGAUAAGAACCGUGCCCGAGUAGAAGAGAACUUCUUGAAGCUGACCCACGUACAGAGACAGGAAGCUGCACAGUCUCGUCGUGAAGAAAAGAAAAGAGCCGAAAAGGAGCGAAUCAUGAAUGAGGAAGAUCCUGAGAAACAGCGCAGGCUGGAGGAAGCUGCCUUGAGGCGGGAACAAAAGAAAUUGGAGAAGAAGCAAAUGAAAAUGAAGCAAAUCAAAGUGAAAGCCAUGUAAAGGUCUUCCCAGAGAUCUGACUUCUGGAAGCUCUGAACUGACAGGAAACAUCAAAAGUACUGAUCCAUUUCUCUUAAAGUUCAGACACUCCUGAUGACUGAGAUAUUCGUAUUUCAUCAUCUAUUCUGCUUUUGGCUUGGAAUUGCAAAAAGGUUAUAGAUAAUAUUAGACUGUUUAGAUGAUCUUCCAGAUAAUCUAGUUGUUUUGAUUAUUUUAUAAGAGAAAUGAUAUUUGAAAUCUGUAUAGUUUUAAAAUAUUUUUAAAGUUAUACCGUGAAUCACCUGUGCUUUUAGUGCUUGGAUGUUUGAAGAAUAAUUACGAAAUUUAUAGACUGAUGCUUCUUUUUU